AUGAUGCAGUUGGGUCGUAUCACGAACUGCACGAUCAGCAAAGGAUUGACCGACAUCUUCGUCUGCAUCUUCACGGUCGUUGCCCAGCUAGGAUUCUCACGGGAAAGCUCCCAGACGUGCGCCAUGAUACGCAAGAAGAAGGGUACACUAAACGCUCCUGAAGUCAAGCCAUUACAUUGUCCAUAG
Messenger RNA from Phytophthora nicotianae INRA-310, 186 nucleotides. RefSeq lists its product as hypothetical. The transcript has 2 exons. Bases 1 to 186 code for a protein of 61 amino acids. The record is from RefSeq and is a predicted model, not a curated record. Lineage: Eukaryota; Oomycota; Peronosporomycetes; Peronosporales; Peronosporaceae.